AUGUUUGAUUAUAAUAUUAAUGACACAAUGAUUUCAUACGAUGUUCAAAGAGCUCCAACACACAAUCAACACAAAAAAGAACUUUGUUCCAAUGACUCUGAUGAGAGUGUACGUAACAGUGUGAUUGCAUCGAUCUAUGAAAUCGGAUUUCGUCAGCCAAACACUGUUUUGGCAUUGGCUUGCGAAUACCUCAAUAAGAAUCAAAAGAUCGAUCUGGGCCAUCGUGUCACCAUCUUGAAGUCGGUUCACCAGAUUCUGGGUGAGCGUCGCGAUGACAUUACAGAGGCACUCUCACUGCAACUGAUCGCAAUGUCGAUCUCAGAGAUGACACGUGACAAGGACGUCGUGCCCGACUGGCAGCAAGCGGCCUCCUCACUGAUGGUGUCACUCGGUCUGCGCUUCCCAACACAGAUUAUGGAUGAGCUAGUCAAACGUUUCGAAACCGGUAUGAUUCCACACUAUUUCAUCAUGAAAACACUCGGUGACUUUAUCGCGUCGAAUCCACUUCCAACGGUUCCACGUAUCCGUGACGUAUUGUCGCGUGUGCUUCCAGUGCUUGCAUCGAUCAAGCUCGACAACAUCAAAUGGGUAUUCGCUGCUGCACUCGGCAACUUCUCAGAGGCGAUCGUCGCAUACGUCUCGAACAUCACCGACCCCAAUCUUCACCUCUACAGCUUCAGCUCAGAGUUCUACCCGGCAAUGGAGCUGAUUUUCAGCAAAUGGCUCAGUAGCAAUCAUGAAAAAGUACGUCUUGUAACCAUCCAAGCGGUUGGAUCGAUCUGUGGUAUCUUGGCGGUCGAGCAACUCGACGCACAAGUCACUCGUUUGAUUGGUGGAAUUCUACCAAUGUUCAAGAAGGAGAAGGAUUUGCUUCCAGUGUGUUCGGCACUCUCCAAUAUCCUCGAGCAAUGCAUCAAACACAAUCUUCGUCUCCAACUGGAACCACAACUUCCAGCGAUCUUCCAGACUUUGCAUCCAUUGGUUUGUGUGACACCCGACUUUAAUAAUCCAUCGUCGUUCAAGACAUUCAAUGAAGUACUUCGUUGCUUUGAGAUUAUCGGACGUGGAUUCUCCGAUCCACUCGUUCACUUCUUAUCGCAGCGUUUGGAGAUCAAGGACAGUCGUUCGCGUGGUGGAUCACUCUCGAUCUUGCGUCACAUUAUCACACGUUUGGACAAUGAGCUUGGCGAGGAGAAAAAGUGUUUGAUCCUCUCGGCGGUCAAGCCACUCGUUCAAACAGAGACAUCGUUGUUUGUCAAGAAACACUUGGCACAGGCAGUUAUUGCCAUGGCAUCACAUCGUUACAUUCAUUUGCAAGGUGGAGAGUGUCUCAUUGAGUUUAUUAUUCGUGGAUCGAGCUACUCAACCGACGUCGAGAUUGGCAAGCCUGCACCGGCAACACAGGAGAAGAAGAAGGUCGACCCACUAGAGACCGUUACAGAGGUUGAAUUUAGAAAGAUUUGUGACGAUAUCCUACAUUUGAUUACUACAACCAUUCCCGAUAUGGACUUGGUACUGUGGCCAUAUCUCUUUGAGUCGGUGACACCAGUCGAUUUGACUGGCGCGGCAGCAGUGGUUGCGCGUUGUCUCGGUCAUAUCGCGUGGAAUAAGCGUGAGACCGAAGCAGAGGACUAUUACAUCGAUUUCGACAAGGAAGUUAAUCUUCCAAAACCAACACAGAUCAUAGCACGUUAUUUUGUACUCUUGACAACUCCACACCGUCGUGGUGAGCUCGGUAGCAGAAUCCUGGAGGCGAUGCGUGCCAUCGGUCCCAUUCUACAUCCAUCGAUUUGCGACAUGUGGGAUGUAACACUACCGAAACUCGCUAAUUUCCUCACUGACCAACCCGAUCUCGAACAAUUCAAUCGUAACCAAUGGGAGGAAUUGGUUCUCCGUUUGCUCUCAGAGACAAUCAAGAAUGCCGCUGACGACGAGUGGACUGUCGCUCUCGGUAGUGCUCUGGCCGACCAAAUCGAUCACUACAAACGUGAUCCAAUCCUGAAGCGUUCGCUCUACAAACAACUCGGUCUUAUCAUGCAGAAAUGCUCACACAAGGAAUUCGUAAAGUCAAAGAUCGAAGUGAUGUUUAACUCUGUCGACUACACCAACCCACUUGAAAACGAAGGUUGUGCAAUUGGUCUUGGUUAUUGUGCUGCAUCUCAUUUCGAUAUCCUAUUAGAGAAAAUCGGUUUCUUCAUAAAGAAUUCUAUGGCAAAGAAAGGUGGAUUCUUUAAAAAGUCUGGACCAAAAGGUAUAAAGAAUUGUGUGUUGUUGAGUUUGGCAUAUGCAGCUACCUAUGCUCAACCAUCGUUGUUGUCGUCGCGUGUCGAAGUACACAUGUUGAAUCCAAUCAAACCUUCGAUUACGCUCUUGAAGAAGCCACCCAAGAAGAUCUCGGCAAUCAAGAUGAUCGAUUUCAUUGGUAAGGCGUUGCACGCCGACAAGAUUCCAAACUAUAUUUUCAAGCAGCGUGAUGAGAUGUUCAAGUUGCUUCUCAGCUAUAUGAGUACACCACCACCCUCUGUCAACCUACAGGUCAAGAUCGACGGUGUCAACGCUUGUUCCACUCUGAUCAACUUGCAGCCAAUGGUUCCAUUGGAACUCGAGACACAGGUGAUCAACUUGCUCCUUCAGUUCUACGCCACCCAACCAAACGGACAGACACCAUCCGACGAAACCGAAGUCAACCAAAUGAUAACGGCAAUCAACAACCUCUUCUCAACCAUCCUUUUCAAUCAACCAACCAUCGCUUGUUUGAAUCGUUUGAUUCAGUAUCUCGACCCAUUGUCACGUUCAAAGGAAUCACAUCUUCGUGAGAAAGCAAUGUUUUGUAUCUUAUAUCUCGUCAAAAAGUACAUUGAAUACUCAACUGAAUCCGAGGAGCUACCAACCGAUAAGAAGUUUGAAAACAUUGGUGCAUCAAUGGCCAUCAUAACACCAAGAUGUACUGAUCCAGAGUCAAUCAUUCGUAAAUACGCUGUUGAAUCAAUUCAAUUAAUGUUAUAUAUCGAUUAUAUGUUAAAGAAUGCUACACAUGAAGUUCGUAGAGUUAAACCAAUCGAUAUUAUUCAUCCAUUGACACAGAUUAAAGAGAGUAUUACAACUACUGAUGUCAACGAACAAUUUACAUUGGUAUUUGAAAUCUCUGGUAUCAUUUCAAAGAUGAUUGUUUUAGAGGAGAUUCCAAAGUUCUUGGAGUGCUCAUUGAAGGGUCUACAAGAUCUUCAAACAUUCAGUACCAAUGGUUCAUGUAUUAUGAUUAACGGUCUCAUUAAAUCUCGUGGUGGUGAAUUGAUUGACUACGUACCAACACUUGUUAAAGGUUUACUUGGUUCCAUGGAAGGUAUCACCUCUGACACAACCAUGAACGGUACACUCGUAUCACUUCGUUCACUUGCAAAUCAUCAUCUCAUUGAAGUACUUACUGUAUUACUUGAUUUCCCAAUGCCACAUACAAUUCAUGUUAUUAAAUCUUUACAAAUCAUUGCAAAGGAUAAGAAUUUAGUUGUACCAACAAUCACUCAUUUGAUGGAUCUUUUGAAUAAUAAACCGGUCUAUGAAGAUAAACCAGAUCCAAAGGAUAAGAAAAAGACAAUUCCACAACCAUAUUUGGUUGCGUUGGCUGCCACUUGUUCGAUUGGUGAGAUUCUUCAGGUUGAGGACUUUGCAGAUGUUGCAGGUGCCUACUACUGCCAGUUGUUCUCCACGUUGGCAUUGCGUGCCGGUACCACCAAUAACUCGCUGCCAGCAACUAUCGACCCACCAGCAUCCAACCCAAAGGCCAAAGGAACUCAGAUCAUUCCUUCGCAACAGUUGGUUGCUUCAUUCCGUCAAUUCUUCAAGUGCACCAAGGAAGAUGAGAUUCUCGAGGCCAUCGAGGCCAAGGGAAGCAUGACCGGACUCGAAACACCAACCUACCACGUCGCCAUCCAGGAGAUCACAGCACAAUUCGCCAUAGCACAUCCCGAUCUCAUCAAGGGUGUCUUUGAAUACCUGAUCCCCUAUCAACGUGCCAAUCAUAUUCCUCAACGUAUCAUCACUAUCGCUGUCUUCUCAGAGUUGAUCAACCACACCAAAGACAAAGAGCUACUCCAGCGUCUCAUCAACACAUUGUUGAAUGCAUUGGUAGAGCCAGCCGUCAAGUUGAUCUCACUCAAGGGUCUAUCGAACAUUGUCAGUGCCGGCGAGGAGCAGACCAACCGUUAUGCACCAACCGUUAUCGAUGCAAUUUCAUCGUCGAUCGACGACGCCGACGAAGUCAUGGCAAUGGAAUCGAUGUUGGGUCUCUCAAAGAUCUUCACACUCGUCAAUGAAUCUCGUGUCGCCCCGAUUCUCGUCAACAUUUGCAAUCGUAUCAAACCGGCAUUCGAGAAACCAAACAAUGAAAUCCGUGCAGCAUCGUUCACCCUCUUUGGUAGUCUCUGGAGAUUCGGUUCGGGAAUGGCUGCAGAUCCAUUCUAUGAACAGAUUCACUACAAUCUACCGGCAAUUGUAAUGCAUCUCAACGAUGAGAGUCCAUUGGUUCGUGAUGCCUGUAAAGUUACUUUGCGUCACCUCUCUAAACUCCUCAGAACCGAAGAAGCCAAGAUAUUUUUCCACAGAAGAAACUUUGAUGUCGAUGGUUCACUUGAUUAUGAUGAGUUCUUGGAUGAAUUCUCAAAGUUAUUGAUUGCUUUGUAUAUUGAUAGAAUCAAUUACUUUAUUAUGACAACACUUGAAUACUAUAAGAGUAAUUGGACAGUACUCAGAGGAAAUGCAGCAACACUAACUGGAUUCAUUUUGGGUAAUCUCUCUGAAGAUAAGAGAAUCACUACAACCAUUAAUCCAACAAUUAUUACCAAAUCACUCAUCUCUUUGCUUUCUGAAAAAUCACCAUUGGUAAGGAAGAAGGCUGCUGAUUCAUUGUCACUCCUACACACAUAUUAA
Heterostelium album PN500 is the source of this 4926-nucleotide messenger RNA. RefSeq lists its product as uncharacterized. Gene Ontology annotation, cellular component: cytoplasm. The transcript is spliced from 7 exons. The coding region runs from base 1 to 4926 and encodes 1641 amino acids. The record is from RefSeq and is a predicted model, not a curated record. Lineage: Eukaryota; Evosea; Eumycetozoa; Acytosteliales; Acytosteliaceae.